AAGCUCUAAAAUUCCUCGGUCUUCUUCGGGCGUUUGUUAUUACUAAAUAGCGGUUAUAAAAUCAAUUAUAAAUGUUAUUAUUCUAGUUCGGUUUCGCUAAAUAAAUCUGCGCAUUUUUUUUUAUAAUAAUUGAAAUAUGUGCUUUAGGUAAUAUUUAGCUUGAUGUAACUUCGUCCACACUAUAAGCUGUGUGUGCUUUGUGGGCUGAAUGAUUGUGACGUUAGCUAGUUAGCCAACUGAGGUUUUACUGAAACUACUGAAGCGGAUCCAAUUAUGGCAUCAUGGCCUCAACAAAGAUGAAACUUAGUGUCCUAAAGAAGAGUUCACCCACUUCUGUAUCAAAGACCAUCUCCAAGGAAACAUCUCCAGACUCAAAAUGCCCCAUCUGCCUGGAUCAAUUCAAAAACAUCUCCUACGUAGACAAAUGCUUACAUCGGUUCUGUUUCCGUUGCAUCCACGAGUGGUCCAAGAACAAAGCAGAGUGUCCAUUGUGCAAGCAGCCGUUCAGCUCCAUUUAUCACUCCAUAAAGGCUGAAGAUGAUUUUAAGCAGUAUGACCUGCGGCCUAGUGAGAACGGCUCUUUCGGCAGCCUGGCCGGUCAGAGGUUCAGGUACAGAACCACACUGACUGGAGACCGCCGGCAUGAGAGACGAACGUCCCCUCCUCCAGACCAUGGGGUGAUGUUUGAGGGUCUAUCAGGUUCUGUUUCCCAUGGGAAUGACCGCGGUUUCCGCCGGAUGCUGGCAAGGCUGGCGGCACGGCGGCAGGCACAGGGCGAGGGCCGAACGCUGCAGACUCUCCAGGAGCAAGAGAUGAUCCGUUUCCGCCGGACACUGUACCGGCGGGGCCUGUGGGUUCGGGGUGUGCGGGACAGUGGCCGGUCCAGAGAAAUAUCGGCCGAAUUCUUUAGAGGGAACCCCGCAUGCCUCCACCGGCUGGUGCCGUGGCUGAAGCGGGAGCUAACAGUGCUGUAUGGAACUCAUGGCUCGCUGGUCAACAUCGUCCAGCACAUCGUCAUGUCCCAGAUCACACGCUACAACUUGCAGGACCCAGCUGUGCUGCAGGAGCUCCGCCCCUUCUUGCUUUCUCGCACUGAGCACUUCCUACAUGAGUUCCAGAGCUUUGCACAGUCACCUUUCAACAUGGAGGCAUACGACCAGAACGCAGAAUACGAAUGCUUGGCUCCUUCUGCUGAGGAGAACAGUGGCUCAGACUCAUCCGUCAUCACCGUCUCUGAGGAUGAGACAAAUUUGCCUGGAACAGGAGCCCAGGCUAGCUCAGCUAUGCUAAGCCAGACACCGUGGGACGAUGAAACUCCGGGUCCGUCCUAUUCUACAGAUCUGCCUCGGGUUUUCACUGUUUCUGUGACUUCCAGUGACUCGGACAGUGAAGAAGAAGCAGGACCUUCUACAGCUCCUACAGCUCCAGCUGGAGCCAGGGCAGAUGAAGAAAAACACAGCAGUAGCAGUGAGGAAGACUGUGUUAUCGUGGGCUACGUUAAACCAACAGCAGAAAGGACGCCUGAGCUGGUUCAGCUUUCAUCUGAUUCUGAAGAAGAAGAAAAAGAAAAUAAUCACAGAUUUCAACCUCAGCACAUUCGUUUCACCUCACCACCAGACUCGCCAACCUCACCCAGCUCCAGCCAAUCAGCAGUCAGAGAAAAGUGCACUUACAGACAUAUAAGUUCCAGUAGAAACAGGCCGUCCCCAUCAGAUGACCACCGUCCACCAUCUCCAAGACGAUCUUCUAAAAAUCAUCGACAUAAGAAAGAUGUCCAUGACAGAAGACACCACUCAAAGAGGAAAUGGAAAGAUAAAUCCAAAUCCAGAUCCAGAUCCAGAGAUGGUUCCUCACAUGGCCACAGGAGACAAACCAAAGACGUCUCAUUUUACCAUCGCUUACACACACACCACAGCUCUGAAAGGGGCACCAGCAGUAGAUAUUACACUUAUGCACACUACAGUAGCAUGGACAUCAAUCCAGAAAAAUACACUCGUUCUCGUGCACGGUCGCGAGAUCGUUCUCGUGCACGGUCGCGAGAUCGUUCUCGUUCACUCUCGCGGGGUAAUUACCGCUCGCGCAGUAGAAGCCGGAGCCGUAGUCUGGACAGGAGGCACUCUAAAAACUCUAGAAACUCCUCUCCUUCUGCCACCUACAGGAAGUCAAGGCACGAUAAACCCAGUGGAAAGCGUAAAUACAAAUCACUUCAUCUAGAACCUUCUACAGCUGGGGCCACUGAAGCUCCAGCACAGGAGAAGAAAAGUAGAGAGAAAUGUGAGAAAAAGAGAAGGAGCAGCAGGAGCACCAGUGUAGAGAUCAUUUAUGAGGACGAGUCUGGAAAACAGCUCAGGAAAAAACACCACAAAAAGAAGAAGAAACACAAGAAGAAGAGCAAGAGGAAGAGGAGUAAAGAGAAGCAGGAAAAGAAGUCACUGACUGUAAUCACCAUCAACAGUGAGAGUGAUUUUGAUGAGAACAGAAACAAUACACUUAUGAAUCUCCCUACAGGCAGCAAUGUUAAUGAUGCGGAUUCCACUAGCACAACCCCAAACAUCUUCCACAGUGAAAGAGAUUCAGGUGAAAACAAAACGGCUCCCUAUCUCCACAUGAGCAACAAUGCUACUGAUGCUAACGCCACUAGCACAACCCCAAACAGCCCUGCAGAUCUGUCCCAACUGUCCAGAGCAAACACUCGCCCUGCAGGUCCAUCACAACUGACCACCAGCAUUGCCCAGUCCUAGCCAUCAGGGACAGUGCUACAGCCCAUAGAGCAAAACACAUCAGCAUUUGCUGGACACAGUUUUGCUAAUGACCCAUCGUCAUCCCAGCACCGAUCAUAGACAAACGUGCUGGAGUUAUUUUCAUCAGAGCAGUCAAACUGACACUGGCCUGCAUAUCAAUAUGUGCAAUCUUAAUGUGCAUUAUAAUGCAUGAGGAAUGGAUAUGAUUCUGUUAUUGCCAAAAAGUUUAUUUUCAUAAUGUUUAAACAAAAAUCCUUUAAAACAUGAUGGAUUUCUUUAAUUAGAUUUUAAUGUUAAUUAUGUGAUCUUGGUAACAUCAUAUGUGUUUCACACUUCACUUCUGUAAAGCUGGAUGAACCAUUCUCAGGGAUAAAGACCAUGGCUGAAGUUUCUCUUGGCUGUAGUGUUGGAACUAAAUGUCACUGGUAUGUUGACUGAGAUCAGUUUGUAAAACAUUUUUAGGAGGAUGCUGCCGGUUUACAGUGUAAACAGUAGAUAUACAACCAGGUCCAUAAAUAUUUGGACACUGACAGAGUUACUGUUAUAUUCUCUGUUUAUUGGAGUUGGA
This is a messenger RNA of Colossoma macropomum (tambaqui), 3309 nucleotides long. It is a transcript of the gene toporsa, whose product is annotated as topoisomerase I binding, arginine/serine-rich a. Gene Ontology annotation, molecular function: ubiquitin protein ligase activity. Gene Ontology annotation, biological process: protein monoubiquitination; protein polyubiquitination. NCBI's taxonomy places the organism in Eukaryota, Metazoa, Chordata, Actinopteri, Characiformes, Serrasalmidae. The coding region runs from base 282 to 2741 and encodes 819 amino acids. The record is from RefSeq and is a predicted model, not a curated record. The transcript is spliced from 3 exons.